Molecule: messenger RNA, 1728 nt
Organism: Anopheles marshallii
Lineage: Eukaryota; Metazoa; Arthropoda; Insecta; Diptera; Culicidae
Gene: Larp7
Product: la-related protein 7
Exons: 3
Coding region: 1-1728 (575 amino acids)
Biological process (GO): RNA processing
Cellular component (GO): nucleus
Molecular function (GO): mRNA binding
Source: RefSeq, a predicted model, not a curated record
AUGGAAGGUUCGGAAAAUCCCAAACCCGGCAAAGAUGCGGAAAAGGAUACGGCAGCAGCCAAGAAGGGCCGCCAUCGCAGCCGACACAAAUUUAACUCCAUUCGCAAGCACAUGGAGUUUUACUUCUCGGAUGCUAAUUUAUCCAAAAGCCGGUACAUGGGAGAGCUACUGCAGAACGGACCGUUCAUUCCGCUGGAGGAGUUUUUAAAGUUCAACAAAAUUAAAGCACUGACUACGAACGUGGAAGACAUUGGAAAUGCACUGACAAAUUCCACCCUUCUAGAGCUUUCCGAUGAUCGUGCCAAGGUGCGCCGCCGGACAGAAUUGGUUGCAAAGGAAAACUGCGAAGAAUGUACGAUUUAUGUGGAAUGUUUACCACCGAAAGCCAACCACGAGUGGGUGACGAAUGUGUUCUCGAGCUACGGCAAGGUGGUGUAUGUGUCGUUACCCACCUUUAAACACUCGCGCAAGAUCAAGGAGUUUGGUUUUGUGGAGUUUGAUGAAGAAGCGAGCGUGCAAAAGGCACUGAAAGCCUUUCAAACAUUUGGCGGAGUGCUGGCAUUCGAUACAACUGAUCCGGCAAAGAUGGCGAGCAUUAAGACGUACGAGCAGGACAAGACCGAAGAGCCGGAAGGGAAUGAAUCGGUAGACAAAGAAUCUGAUAGCAAAAACCCUGCGGAAGAUACAGUAGGUACAGUUCCCGCAGUAGACGAGGAAACAAAAGAGGAGGAAGACUCGGAAGAACCUCCGGCAAAAAGACACAAAGUCGAACCGACGAGUGACGAGGACGACGAUACACAGGAUGAGCAGCAAUCGGAUCGGGAGGGAAAUGUGCAAAAGGGCGGCCGCACAAGCGACGAUGAAUUCCAUACAGAUCAAGACGAUCCUGCCGGGGAGGACGAAAACAAGAAGCCAAACGAGGAAGUAAAAGAAGAGCAUGGCAAUGGCCAGGGUAUGCAAGUAGAAGGAGGUGGUAAGAAAAAAUGUCGCCAAAGGAAGGGAUGUAGCAUCAUCAAGAAAGAGCUGCAACUGGAUGAUAAGGUUUAUGAGCUGAAAAUUACGACCAAGAAAGAUUGGCGACGGUUAAGGAACAAAUAUUUAAAUUUGCAGAAGCAAGAAGCGAAAAAAUUGAAGCGGCUUUUCCAGCAAACGAAUAAACAGCAUAAAAGGGGCCACCCUAAAGCAACAACUUCGAGCGCGGGCAGUGGAAUUGCGAUCAAAUCGAUUAAAUCAUCUCCGAGGGUUAACUUUUACGGUGCCAUGCCGGUCGAUGAGGAACAGGGUGACGGAAUGGACGGAUCAAACGCUCUGCAACCGGAAGCACCAGAGGAAAGUGUCGCCAUAGCGAAGCGUCCUCUGUUUUCCUUCGAACCUGGUCUGAUCGUAAGCGUCAAAUUUCGGGAGCCUUGUAUCGACGUGAAGGAUUUCCGCGCGGAACUACGGCAGCAUCCGUACGUGAAGUAUAUCGACCUCAAGGAGGGAACUUUUGAGGCUUUCAUACGUGUCGAUAAGCCUGCGUCGGCCAAUGCGUUGGUGAAGGAGUACAAUUCGGCGGAAUACAGCGCACAUAUACUGAGUGGCGAACAAGAGCAACAGUACUGGGACAAAAUGAUGCGCGAUCGGGAGGAUAAGCUGAACAAGCGGGUUAAAACGGAACGGAUCCGAGGUCGUACGAAAUUGAUUCGUAAGAUUAACAAUCACAUUAAGUUUGAUGAUGAUGAUGAUUGA